This is a messenger RNA of Hydra vulgaris (swiftwater hydra), 1636 nucleotides long. RefSeq names its product zinc finger RNA-binding protein. The record is from RefSeq and is a predicted model, not a curated record. Lineage: Eukaryota; Metazoa; Cnidaria; Hydrozoa; Anthoathecata; Hydridae.
CUGUUUAAAAAUAUGCAAAUUUUUAAUAAUAUAUAAAACAUGGCAAAUGGUGCAGAUACUGAUAUUUUGUGUGGUUUAUGUGAAUUCAAGUCAUCAUCGCUUGCGGUUUACAAAGAACAUAUUCUAUCUGAACACCAUAUGAAAAAAAUUCCAGAAGAAGCAAAAAAUGAUGUUAUUAAAAACAAAGACCAUAAAAUUAAAGAACAUAAAAAUAAAGAAUUACAUCAUUGUUAUUUAUGCAAUGUAACAUGUAAUGGAGAAGUUUGUUGGAAAGCGCAUUUAGAAGGAUCAAAGCAUAAAAAAAAAAGCAUGCAUCAAAUUGGCCAUGAUUCAGAAAAAGAAAAUCUUCAAACAGAGAGAAGUGCACUUAUCUAUUCAAACCAAAAUUUUCGACCUAAAUCGCAAUAUUCUUCUUUUAAGUCUUCUAAAAGGCACCCAUAUAAAAACGAAAGUCAUCAUAUACCUUCAUUAAUGGAUCAAGAGAUACAACCUCCUUCUUUUCUUGCUGGUGAUGCUUCUCUAUUUAACCAAACAGGAAACAUUUCUGAUGAGUUAACCACCGAUACUCAUGGCAUGAGGUAUACUUCACUCAAAAGGUCACCCCAUAAAAUAAACAAUAAACCAUUUCGCAAAUCUCAGCGGUGGAAUGAUAUCUCCAAUUCUGACUGCUCUCAACCAAUACCUUCUAAUGCAUAUGAAAUGUCUAUUUCUGCGCAAAGAGAUAUUGGUGAUGAAAUUAAGGAUGAAAUGAAAAGAGUACAAAAGCAAGCCCAAGAAACAAGACUUGCUGAGCAAAGAAGAAAAGAUUAUAUGAAAUAUGAAGAAAUAAGAACUUUUAAAAGAGAGCAAAUGCAUGAAGAUACUCCACCGCCCCCUCCCAGAACUCUUGAUGAUGAAACAAAAAGACUUGUGAUGCAGAACUUAGUUGAAUUAGCAAAAUGUUGCGUUACAAAUGAAACGGAUGCAGAACUAGCUUUGCAGGUGUCAAAUGCCCUUACACAAGCUUUGCUACAGUAUAAGAUGAAGAAUAUGCCUUCUUCGGUACUACAGACUUUGAGUUCUGUUCCUCAUCAGCAAUAUUUGCAACAACAACAACAACAAUAUUUUAUCGGAAACGCUCAACCUCCAAAUCAAUAUGUAUAUCCGAAUCCUCCAGCGCAUCAACCGGCGCCCGUUGAAGUUUCUCGUCCACCAGUGGCUCCAAUAGAAAUAGAUUCAAGAUUUCCGACGCCUGGAGAAAAUUUAUACCCUCCUGUUCAAUAUCAGCACUACCAGCAAGCGUCUAAUUACAAUCAAUAUUUCGUUCCUCAAAAUAAUCAUUACAAUAUUCAUGAACAGCCGCAACAACAUGUUCCCAUGCAACAACUUGAAAUGAGUAGCUUCGAGCCACAGCACUACGAACAAUUUCGGUCCGUUUAGAGGAAGAAAUUGUUUACAAAAGUAUGAAAUCUUACGUACUCUAGACCAAUAAAUUAAUUUGGUAAUAUUAAGUAAUAAGUUGCAUUACUUGGAAAUGCGUCAUAAUCAUACGCAAUAAACAUAUUUUUAAAAGUGUAUUGCUACACCGAAAACUAAAUGUAAUACUAAAUGUAACAGUAUUGAUGAAAUUUAAUAAAAAAUGUUGUUCAUAUAUUAA